AUGUCUACCACAGAUACCCCUUCCAAAAACAAACACCCCUACCACCAAAUCCGCGCCCUCCACACCCCCACCACAAUAACAAUCUACCAGGCAUACCCACCCUCCAUCGCCCAUCCCGCCCUCACCACGCAAUCAUUCACCAAAGUCCCACAAUUCAGCCGGUCCCGAAUGACAUGGAUAAAACCCUCCUUCCUCUGGAUGGCCUACCGCUCGGGGUACGCAAGUAAAGCGGGACAGGAGCGGGUUCUAGCGAUUGAAAUCACGAGGGAAGGGUUCGAGUGGGCGUUGCGGCAUGCUUGUCUUUCGCAUGCGUCGAAGGGUGCGUCGGAGGAGGGAGUUAGGGCUUGGGCGGAGAAGAUGUGGAACAGUCCGGUUAGGGUUCAGUGGGAUCCGGAGCGGGAUUUGUGGGGGAGGCCGUUGGGGUGGCGCAGUUUGCAGGUUGGAUUGAAGGGGGAGGCGGUUGGACGGUAUAUUGGGCAGUGGAUUGUGGGAAUAACAGAUGUUACGGACCUUAUGCAUGAUGUUAAGGGGAGAGUUGAUCGGGGGGAUAUCGAAGGGGCGAGGGCACUGCUGCCGAUAGAGGAUGUUUAUGCGCUGCCGGAGGAUAUUGGAAGGGAUAUAUAUUCCUGA
Messenger RNA from Aspergillus puulaauensis, 630 nucleotides. RefSeq names its product DUF4291 domain-containing protein. The transcript has a single exon. The record is from RefSeq and is a predicted model, not a curated record. Bases 1 to 630 code for a protein of 209 amino acids. Lineage: Eukaryota; Fungi; Ascomycota; Eurotiomycetes; Eurotiales; Aspergillaceae.